Messenger RNA from Fibroporia radiculosa, 522 nucleotides. RefSeq lists its product as uncharacterized. The coding region runs from base 1 to 522 and encodes 173 amino acids. NCBI's taxonomy places the organism in Eukaryota, Fungi, Basidiomycota, Agaricomycetes, Polyporales, Fibroporiaceae. The transcript is spliced from 5 exons. The record is from RefSeq and is a predicted model, not a curated record. Gene Ontology annotation, biological process: electron transport chain.
AUGUCCGCCCUUCGCGCCUGCCAGCAGGCCCUCCCCAGGCGUGUGCUUGGGAGAUCUGUCGUCUCCCUCCGUGGCCUCGCCACCGACUCCUCGAUCCCGACCAAGGCUGCUGAAGAGCCCAAGUCCGAAAUUGCCUCUACGCCAGAGAGAGAGGUCCUCACUGCCGACGUGAUUAGCGGCGCGCCCGCUCAAUUGCGUCACCGCGCCGUUAGAAUAUUCCAGCCGACGCGAAGUACUACACAGAGUGGUUCGGGCAAGUCGCAUCGCUGGAGGAUAGACUGGGAUAUUUUGCCAGGAGGUGGGCGAUGGGAGAAUCCUCUUAUGGGAUGGGCCAGCUCAGCGGACUACAUGCAGGGGACACGCUUGUCGUUCCGAUCCAAGGAAGACGCUGUCCAUUUUGCUGAGAAGCAAGGCUGGGAUUAUUAUGUGCAACAGCCGGAGAUUAAGAGAAUUCCUCCCAAGAACUACUCCGAGAACUUCCUAUACAAACCGAAUAAAUUGCGUAUUGUGCGCACGAAGUAG